UUUGACUCUCUCACACUCUCAUUCGAAACUCAAGCUCAAACUGAAAGAUUAAUAAAGUCAGAAGCUCCCAACCCGAUUCGCUUCAUCACAACAUAACCGCCGCAAUGCAACAGUCGACCAUCCCGAUGUUCUCCGGCCAACCGCUGCCGGCUCGACUUGCCCAGGACCAGUACGAUGAGCUCUCAGUCAUCUUCUCCGCUUGCACGGACACUGCUCGGCUGCAAGAAUACUACUUCCCCCCGCUCCAGAGUGUCCCGGCGGCAGUGACGGUGCCAUCCUUGAUAUGUGAGUCGUGCAGGAUCGAGGGCUGCCUCGGGUGCGAGUUCUUCCCCCAGCAUAUUCCGGCUGCAGAGGCGGAGGAGGAGGGGACGGGGUCGAAGAAGAGGAAGAGGAGACAGAGGAAGAACCAGUACAGGGGAGUGAGGCAGAGGCCCUGGGGGAAGUGGGCAGCCGAGAUACGCGACCCCAGGAGGGCCGUCAGGGUCUGGCUUGGGACUUUCGUCACUGCCGAGGAGGCGGCCCGUGCGUACGACAAGGCAGCCAUUGAGUUCCGCGGGGCACGCGCGAAGCUCAACUUCCCCAACACAGAGUACUACUCGCUCAAGCCGAGGUCGGACGUCGACGAGACGAGGAGCUCGUCUGCUGGAGAAGAUAACGGGGUGGAAGUAUCGAAACCCGUGAGCUCCGGAGAAGAUAACGGGGUGGAAGUGUUGAAACCCACGAAUAUGAUGGAGAAAUCAGGAGCAGGAUUGGGUGAGCAGGGCGUGGGGGACUUCUGGGGGAUAUUUGGUGGUGGUGGCGAUGACGAUGGUGAUCAGGAACUGAAGCAGUUAAUGAUGUUACUUUGGAGUGAUUGAUUACUUAAUUUAAUUCAUUAAUCCAUCAUUUUGUCGUCGUUAAUUGUAAUUUUCUAUACAUUUAGAAGAAAACUAGGAGUUAUUGUAGUCAAGGUGUGUGAGUAGUUCUGGUCAGGUUUUUGUGGUCAGAACUAUCGAUUGAUUAAUCAAUUCAUGUGUAUUGCUCAUAAUUUUAAGUCAGUUGAGGUUCUCUGCA
Molecule: messenger RNA, 1053 nt
Organism: Punica granatum (pomegranate)
Lineage: Eukaryota; Viridiplantae; Streptophyta; Magnoliopsida; Myrtales; Lythraceae
Source: RefSeq, a predicted model, not a curated record